This is a messenger RNA of Ostreococcus lucimarinus CCE9901, 1716 nucleotides long. RefSeq lists its product with no specific name. The coding region runs from base 1 to 1716 and encodes 571 amino acids. Lineage: Eukaryota; Viridiplantae; Chlorophyta; Mamiellophyceae; Mamiellales; Bathycoccaceae. The record is from RefSeq and is a predicted model, not a curated record. The transcript has a single exon.
AUGCAAAGCGCGAGAACGAAACAGCUGCUCAUUCUCGGGCAUCGAAAAAAUCGUACGAACGACUUGCUUCGUGAGCUCAGCGCGCGACGCGAAUGUGACCCACAACUUUUGCUACGGCGAGAGAACUUGUCUGGAGAGCGUGACUCGAGCGGUGGGAGACGAUGGAAGAGGACGCGUGAGCGAUUGAAAUCGGUAACCGCCAAAGUCGAUACUGGGCUACACCGUAAAAGGUUCACUCCGAGCGCGCCACGAGAGGCAUUGUUGCCUCGAGUGGUUGUUGAACCAGCAGCACCCGCGUCUCCGGAGCACUCGUUCGAAGGCGCUCGCGGCGAGACUGAGUCAUCGACCUCGACGAGUGAUAACGGUGAUAUCAGCGCCUUUGCAGACGAUGGUGACGAUCUAGAGCUUCCACCCCGUACUCGCGUGCGGAUUAAGUGCGCUCGAGACGCCCGAGAGGCUUUGGAGGUUUUACGCUCGCGACCGCUCAGUCCGAGGUCCGUCGAAAAGUUUCGCGGCGCGCUAGAAUUAAUGCGAGCACAGCGCGCGCUGAUUGAGGCUGAGUUGUUGAGAGCGAACGCGUCGAAUCGCCUCGACGAGAGCGCAAAUGGUGCAGGCAUCGAUGACGAAGGAUCUGAGUCUGAGGUUGACGCCGUUGAAGAUUACGAUCCGACGGAGCAAAUAUCCGAAGAAUUUGGCUCCGUCUUCGGCGCGGUGGCGCACGAGUCCAGAGACCUCCUCAAACGAGAGGCCGGAGGAACUAACAUGAAAGAAGUCGAGAAACACUUACUUGAACACUAUCCAGCAAUACGGAAUAUAUUCAAGUACUACUCGAGCAUGACGAAGCCUUUCGAUGAGAACAUCACCGCCGCCGAGUUGGGGAGCAUGACGCUAUCGGAUUGGAUGACGUUUGUGAAGGACUGUAAACUCAUCGGACCGCAUCCCAGGCAUCAGCUCGUGAAAUCGAGCGCGGAGUUAUUGUUCAUAAGACUCAACUGGGUCACCGACGAUCGCGGCAGAAAGGUGAAGAACCGAGAUUUGUCCAACAGCGACCGGACGUUGAUCAUGCCCGAGUUCAUUUGCGGCAUACUGCGUUUGGCGAAGCAAUGCGGCGUGCGGAUGGAUAAUUUCGGGCUCACAGCGAGCCGUUUCAUCAAAGAUAUCGUCUAUCCACGCGCACACUCGGUGGACGUCGAAGAGUUCCGCACGCGAAUGCGAUUUCGCUCGGCAAGAGCCGCGCUCGACGCGUUUCAAGCCGACAUCCGAUCCGUCUUCGUGCGAUACGCCGCCGCGGAGGCGAAAUCCGCCAUCGGUGGCGGUCUGGAGACCAUGGAUCUCAAAGAGCUCAUGCAACUAUGCCGCAACAUCGACAUCGUCACUUUCAACGACGCCGAUCAUCACCUUCUCUCGCCGCUCGCCGUGCAGCACGCCUUCGCGCUCAGCCAGCUGCAAGUCGUCGGCGACGACGCCGGCGAGAUCGACGCCGACGAGUUCAUCGAGCUCAUCGCUCGUCUCGCCGAAAACUUCUUCGACGUCUACUUCACCGCCAUCGCUAACGCUCAAUCCGCGCGCCUUCACCGCGUCUCCCAUCCGGGCGAAAACGUCCUCGCCCUCGCGCCCGCCCCGCGCGUCGACGACGUCGCCCUCGCGCCCAAGCUCCGCUGGUUCCUCCCGCGCCUCGCCGCGGCGUCGUCGUCUCGUUCGGUACCUGUCCAUUGA